AUGACAAGUAAAAAAGCAUUGCCUGUUUGGAGCUUUGGUGGUGGCAUUUGCAGGAGUUCCCAUCAUUCCUCAGCAGAAAAGAUGAGAAUUCUAGAAUUGUCACCUUUUGAUGGCAAUGGUUCCUCCUUAGGUCAAGAACCUCAGGAUGCAGAUUAUGUUGUUCCAUGUCUCAGUGAUGAGCUAGAGACCAUGAUAUUGGCUAGAUUUUCAAUAUCAGAACACUGGAAGUUGUGUUGUCUAAACAAACGGUUUCUGACUCAACUAAAGAGUGGUGAAAUCUACAAAAUCAGGAGAGAAAUAAGGUUCAAAGAACCAUCUGUGUUUAUGUUAGCAAGUGGUGAGAGGAAUUGGUGUGCAUUUGAUCCCCAUUUCAUGUCCUGCAGGAAGCUCCCUAUUAUUCCAUCAGAUUAUAACUUUGAAUGUGGAGAUAAGGAGUCAUUUUCUGUAGGGACCCAUCUGUUUGUUUCAGGCAAAGAGAUUGAUGGUCCUGUUCUUUGGAGGUAUAAGUUAGAAACAAAUGAAUGGUUCAAGGGUCCUCCCAUGAACAAUCCAAGGUGCCUUUUUGCAUCAGCCUCCUGUGAUAUCUUUGCUUUUGUUGCAGGUGGACUUGAGACAACAAAUUGUACUGAAAUUUUGAGUUCUGCUGAGAAAUACAAUUCAGAAACUCAAUCUUGGGAUCCCCUCCCUAGUAUGAUACAAAAGAGGAAGUUUUGCUCAGGUUGUCACAUGGAUAACAAGUUCUAUGUAAUUGGAGGACAAGAUGAGCAAAAAAAUGAACUCACUUGUGGGGAAUUCUUUGAUGAAGAGACAAAUAGAUGGAACUUGAUUCCUAAUAUGUUGAAAGAUAUUCCUCUUUCACCUUCCGGGUCCCCACCUCUUAUUGCUAUUGUCAAUAAUGAGCUAUACACACUUGAUGCUUCCUCUAAUGAGCUAAAGGUAUAUCUGAAGGGAAGCAACACAUGGAAGAAGUUAGGACCAGUUCCAGUAAGAGCUAAUGAUCAAGGAGGUUGGGGUGUGGCAUUCAAAUCCUUGGGAAAUGAGUUACUUCUUAUUGGUGCUACUUGUGUCUCCAAUUCACAACGUGCCUUGAUGACUAUAUACACUUGUUGCCCUAAUCCAAAUGUUGAGAAAUUGCAAUGGAGGCAAAUUGUAUGUAGCAGCACCAACCUUAGUCCUUUUAUUCGCAAUUGUGCUGUGAUGUUAGCUUGA
Messenger RNA from Gastrolobium bilobum, 1209 nucleotides. RefSeq names its product F-box/kelch-repeat protein At3g27150-like. The transcript has a single exon. Lineage: Eukaryota; Viridiplantae; Streptophyta; Magnoliopsida; Fabales; Fabaceae. The record is from RefSeq and is a predicted model, not a curated record. Gene Ontology annotation, molecular function: protein binding. Gene Ontology annotation, cellular component: cytosol. The coding region runs from base 1 to 1209 and encodes 402 amino acids.